This is a messenger RNA of Cladophialophora immunda, 2079 nucleotides long. Its product is annotated as phenylalanine-tRNA ligase, beta subunit. The record is from RefSeq and is a predicted model, not a curated record. Gene Ontology annotation, molecular function: RNA binding; phenylalanine-tRNA ligase activity; ATP binding. NCBI's taxonomy places the organism in Eukaryota, Fungi, Ascomycota, Eurotiomycetes, Chaetothyriales, Herpotrichiellaceae. Bases 196 to 2013 code for a protein of 605 amino acids. Gene Ontology annotation, cellular component: phenylalanine-tRNA ligase complex; cytoplasm. The transcript has a single exon. Gene Ontology annotation, biological process: phenylalanyl-tRNA aminoacylation.
GAUGACUCUUGCCUCUACAGUCUUUUCGAUAUUAUUCACUUUGACUGAGCUGGGUCAAGAGAUCCAUUUCGGCUGCUGAGCACGCAGUCUCCAGCAAGUCAUUCUGUUCUCUGUCUCUCCCAGAACUCGCUUCGGAGAGCUUGGUUCGACUGACCAGCUUGUAGAGAAAGAAAUCUUCAUCAGAGGCUCCUCACCAUGCCGACCAUCACAGUGGACAAGGCUGCCCUUUUCCAGGCACUCGGAAGAGACUACACAACGGAGGAGUUCGACGAGCUAUGUUUUGAUUUCGGGAUUGAGCUCGAUGAGGACACCUCACUGACAGAACGACCGAUUGUCAACGGCAAACAAGAGCCUCCUCAGUUAAAGAUCGAGAUCCCAGCCAAUCGAUAUGACAUGUUGUGCCUCGAGGGCAUUCAACUCAUGCUGAACAUCUUCAAUCGCAGAGUGUCCGCUCCCAAAUAUGUCCUCAAAGCGCCGCCAAAGGGAGAAAUCCAGACCAUCACAGUUUCGAAGGAUUGCGAGAGGAUACGGCCAUACGUCUCUGGCGCAAUUUUGCGAAACAUCAAAUUCGACCAGGCCAGAUACGAGUCUUUCAUUGACCUGCAAGACAAACUGCACCAAAACCUGGCGCGGCAGCGGACAUUGGUGUCGAUCGGAACGCAUGACCUCGACUCCAUCAAGGGGCCGUUCACCUACGAAGCCCUCCCUCCCAGGGACAUCAAAUUCGUGCCGUUGAACCAGACCAAGGAAUUGGACGGCGAAGAGCUCAUGCAGUUCUAUGAAAAGGACAAGCAUCUAGGCCGCUUCCUGCACAUUAUCAGGGACUCUCCGGUGUACCCAGUCAUCUACGACUCCAACCACAACGUCUGCUCCUUGCCGCCAAUCAUCAACGGCGAUCUCAGCAAAAUCACUCUCAACACCAAGAAUGUCUUUAUGGAAGUCACCGCCACAGAUAAGACCAAGUUAGAGAUCGUUGUCAACAUGAUGGUCACUAUGUUCUCCCAAUACACCUCAGACCAAUUCACCGUCGAACCCAUCCAGAUCGUCUCCGAACACAACGGUCAAUCGAGACAAGUCCCUGAUCUUACACCUCGAUCCACAGUUGCUGAGGUGGACUACAUCAACGCCUGCUGCGGUCUUUCGCUGUCGGCGCAAGAAAUUUGCAAUCUCUUGACACGUAUGUCCUACACGGCGCGCCCGUCAAAGUCGGACCAGAAUCUCAUCGACGUGGACGUCCCGCCUACUCGAGCAGAUGUGCUCCAUCAAGCAGAUAUCAUGGAAGACGUCUGCAUCGCCUAUGGCUUCAACAAGCUGCCUCGUGCGUUUCCCAAAGUUGGAGCCACAAUCGCUGCACCACUGGCAAUCAACAAGCUCUCUGACAUUCUGCGUCUUGAAGCCGCCAUGGCGGGAUGGGCAGAGGUCCUUCCACUUAUUCUCUGUUCGCACGAUGAGAACUUUGCGUGGCUAAACCGCAAGGAUGAUGGCAAUACCGCAGUGCGGCUGGCCAAUCCAAAGACGGCGGAAUACCAAGUCGUCCGCACGACCUUGCUGCCCGGCUUGUUGAAGACGAUCCGCGAGAACAAGCACCACUCUAUCCCUAUUAAGAUCUUCGAGGUUAGUGAUGUUGCCUUCAAGGAUGCUAAUUUGGAACGCAAGGCCCGGAAUGAGCGACACUUUGCUGCCGCAUGGUACGGCAAAACCUCAGGUUUUGAAGUUGUCCACGGUCUCCUGGACCGUCUCAUGGCUAUGCUCAAAACGGCUUUCAUCACUCACGAGGAAGGACUCGAAAUGCGCGGAGAUGGAGCAGGGAAUGGAAAGAAAAUGGAAUACUGGAUCCAAGAGCUGGAUGAUGCGACCUAUUUCCCUGGUCACGGAGCCAGCAUCCACGCGAGAAUUGCCGGGAAAGAAGUCGUUAUUGGGAGCUUUGGAAUCCUGCAUCCAACGGUACUGGAGAAGUUCGAGUUGAGAUAUCCAGUCAGUGCGUUGGAGUUCAAUGUUGAGGUGUUCUUGUAGUUAGAAUUAAGAACUCGAUGUCUGCCCGACGCUAUUUAGGAAAAAGCCCGUGACAUGUUUUCUCUG